Messenger RNA from Ceratotherium simum simum (southern white rhinoceros), 3832 nucleotides. It is a transcript of the gene GTPBP1, whose product is annotated as GTP binding protein 1. The record is from RefSeq and is a predicted model, not a curated record. Gene Ontology annotation, molecular function: GTP binding; translation elongation factor activity; GTPase activity. NCBI's taxonomy places the organism in Eukaryota, Metazoa, Chordata, Mammalia, Perissodactyla, Rhinocerotidae. Gene Ontology annotation, biological process: translational elongation.
GAGCUGCGAUCAAGGCGCGUGACGUCUCAGAUGGUUGUUGUUGGGAUUUGGGCCUCAUUAAUUAUUCAUUAGGUGCUUGAAAGGGCUGCAGCGAUUGGUGGCUGAGAGGCCGUCGUUUGUUUCUUAGCUAGAGAUACUUGUCACCCCCAACGCGUUUGGAUGAAUUUUGCAUAGAUUAUUCAGUUGAGGUGCGGGGCGGGGCCACGCAUAUGUUAGGCAAAUGAGGCAGGGAGGGCGGGGAGGCCGGCUACGAAUUAGCCUAAGUUAUUAAAGAUGGCGGCGGAGCGGAGUCGCUCCCCGAUGGACUCGCCGGUCCCGGCCUCGAUGUUCGCCCCCGAGCCCAGCUCCCCGGGGGCGGCCAGGGCCGCGGCGGCUGCCGCCCGGCUACACAGCGGCUUCGACUCGGACUGCAGCGAGGACGGCGAGGCGCUCAACGGCGAGCCGGAGCUGGACCUCACCAGUAAGCUGGUUCUAGUGAGCCCUACAUCAGAGCAGUAUGACAGCCUACUUCGGCAGAUGUGGGAGAGGAUGGACGAGGGAUGCGGAGAAACCAUAUAUGUCAUUGGGCAGGGAUCAGAUGGGACUGAGUACGGGCUGAGUGAAGCUGACAUGGAGGCCUCCUACGCCACAGUGAAGAGCAUGGCGGAACAGAUAGAGGCCGACGUCAUCCUCCUGCGGGAACGUCAAGAAGCUGGGGGCCGUGUGCGUGAUUACCUGGUCCGGAAACGAGUAGGAGACAAUGACUUCCUGGAGGUCAGGGUAGCAGUAGUGGGCAACGUGGAUGCUGGCAAAAGCACGCUUCUGGGGGUCCUGACACACGGGGAGCUGGACAACGGCCGAGGCUUUGCCCGCCAGAAACUCUUCCGCCACAAGCAUGAAAUUGAAUCUGGUCGCACCAGCAGUGUGGGCAACGACAUUCUGGGCUUUGACAGCGAAGGCAAUGUGGUGAACAAGCCAGACAGCCAUGGUGGCAGCCUGGAGUGGACAAAGAUUUGUGAGAAAUCCACUAAGGUGAUUACUUUCAUCGACUUGGCUGGCCAUGAGAAAUACCUGAAGACCACUGUCUUUGGCAUGACGGGCCAUUUGCCUGACUUCUGCAUGCUCAUGGUGGGCAGCAAUGCUGGCAUUGUGGGGAUGACCAAGGAGCACCUGGGCUUGGCGUUGGCACUCAAUGUGCCUGUCUUUGUGGUAGUUACCAAGAUUGACAUGUGUCCUGCCAACAUCCUGCAAGAAACCCUGAAGCUGUUACAGCGCCUGCUGAAGUCACCAGGCUGCCGGAAGAUCCCUGUGCUGGUGCAGAGCAAGGACGAUGUGAUUGUUACGGCCUCCAACUUCAGUUCUGAGAGGAUGUGCCCAAUAUUCCAGAUCUCCAACGUUACAGGCGAGAAUCUAGAUCUGCUGAAGAUGUUCCUCAAUCUCCUCUCUCCCCGCACCAGCUACCGGGAGGAAGAGCCUGCUGAGUUUCAGAUUGAUGACACCUACUCUGUCCCGGGUGUGGGAACAGUAGUGUCGGGGACAACACUGAGGGGCCUGAUCAAGCUGAAUGACACACUGCUGCUGGGCCCAGAUCCCCUGGGUAACUUCCUGUCCAUUGCUGUAAAAUCGAUCCAUCGCAAGCGAAUGCCUGUCAAGGAGGUGCGGGGGGGGCAGACGGCCUCCUUUGCACUGAAGAAGAUCAAGCGCUCGUCCAUCCGGAAGGGCAUGGUGAUGGUUUCCCCACGCUUGAAUCCCCAAGCAUCCUGGGAGUUUGAGGCCGAGAUCCUUGUCCUCCACCACCCCACCACGAUUAGCCCACGCUACCAGGCCAUGGUGCACUGUGGCAGCAUCAGGCAGACAGCCACCAUUCUGAGCAUGGACAAGGACUGUCUGCGCACUGGGGACAAGGCCACCGUGCACUUCCGCUUCAUCAAGACCCCCGAGUACCUGCACAUAGACCAGCGGCUGGUGUUCCGGGAAGGCCGCACCAAGGCUGUGGGCACCAUCACCAAGCUCCUCCAGACCACCAACAACUCCCCAAUGAACUCCAAGCCCCAGCAGAUUAAAAUGCAGUCAACGAAAAAGGGCCCCCUGACCAAACGAGAGGAUGGAGGCUCAUCUGGAGGGCCGGCACUAGGGGCGCCCCAACUUGGAGAUGAAGCUAGCUCUCUAGGAGCUGCACAGCCAGCUGCGUCCAGCAGUCUCCAGCCACAGCCCAAGCCCAGCAGCGGGGGCCGGCGACGGGGGGGCCAGCGUCACAAGGUGAAGUCCCAGGGGGCCUGCGUGACUCCUGCCAGUGGCUGCUGAAUCUCCCCCUGGCCCACCCCCACCACCCAAAGGAUCCUCGUACUCUGGCCACUGCUCCACCAGAUGGGCCAGAGCAGCUCUGACCACCACCCACCCUCCCCCAGGCCACAGCCGGAGCCUCAUCAUUCCCCCUACCCCCGUUUUCCAGGGGGGUUGUAAUUUAUAAGCUGAGGAAGGUGGCCAGACUUCCGGAGGACUGGCCAUCUCCCACCCUCUUCCCUGUCUUCUUCCUCACUCACAUUUUUUGUACAUCUGGGCCCUUAGUUUUUAUUCUUUUUAUUAUAUAUCUCUCUAUCGUGUGUGGGUGUGUAUGUGUGGCUGUGUGUGUGGUGCAGGAGUGCAGCCGGUCAGGGCCCUGGCAGUCUCUCCUUGUCUCUUCCAUGGCUGCCCACCAGCCUCCAGCAACUGGCCGCCCGCCUGUUCGUCCGUGUGUCUCUGUGGGAACCUUUAGGGGCUGUCAGGAGCUGAGGAGCACCCUCCUUCCCUGGCUUACUCUCCUCUGCGCCUAGAACCCCUCCAUGGAGCCUGCCUAGGGGGCUUCUAGGUGUAAGUGUCUACUGCUGCCAGAGCAGGGAGCCCUCCUUCCGUGACGUGGGAUUUUAACAGGGUGGAGAGUGGUGGCUUCCCCCUUUCUCUCUCUCCCUCUUUUUCUCCUUAAACCCCAGAACAGAUAAUGCCAAAAGCUCUUGAGUUGUAAUCUGUAGAUGUGUGGAGGGGAGAGGCAACUGGUCUGUAGGACCCUCUGUGCCCCUAACUCUGACCCUUGCCACUGACUGACCCAAAGACAGCUGGUGGCUUUGCUUUCCCUUGGAGACAAUCCUGUGUUUGCCUGGCUGGCUGGGGCGACUCCUGCUCUGCCGAUCUGCCACGCUGGAGGCCCUUGCCUCACCGAGAAGCCACCUCCUGCUUGGACUUGGACUCUGAAUCUUGCUGGGCCUUGGGGCACUGAUGGCCUAGGCUGGGCUCAGCCUGCUUGGGGUCAUGCUCACUAGCACCCCCUGUUGGUGGGGCUAUGGGGUGUUCCUCUGAGUCAGGCUGGGACUGGAACCCCUCCUUCCCCACCACACCCCUGCCACGUCACCCCAGUAUGGCUGCUACAGGAGCACAACAGUGAAGGGCCUGAGCCCCAGGUUUGGAAACCCUGAUUGGGGUGCAGGGAGGGCAGGCAGGGAUAGUGAAAAAGACUCUUCCAGGCCCAGCACAGAGCAUUAAGCCCUCUGGAAAAAUCACUGCCUGGGUGGGGGUGGGAUUGCCCAGGACAGAGAUGGCAACGGGGGCCCCGAACCAGCCUGGUCUGAGCUGGGGACUGAAGUCCCCAGGUUAGGGUGGACUGAUGGGCGGAGAUGUGUUCUUUCUCUAGCUGGGCAGACACCCAGCCUGCUGGGUCCCUCCUUAGCCUUCCCUCCCUCCUGUCCCCAACCCUUCUCUGUUCUUCCUCCUUCCAGGCUGCUGAUUCCCUCUCCAACCCUCCUUCCAAUUAUUCCUAGUUACCACUGACCUGUGGCCAUGGACUGACCAGACCAGCGCACAAAAUAAAAGUUUGUUUGAA